This is a messenger RNA of Arabis nemorensis, 900 nucleotides long. Lineage: Eukaryota; Viridiplantae; Streptophyta; Magnoliopsida; Brassicales; Brassicaceae. The record is from the annotation of a GenBank genome assembly.
AUGGAUAGGCUUAUGCAAAAUGAUCAGUUAGGUGUGAAUAAGAUUGGGAAGAACAUAAAGAAGAGUCCUUUACACCAACCGAGUUUCUUGAAUGGUAUCGAGGCUCUACCGCAAUCGCAGGUCUAUAACAUAAGCAAGAAUGAUUUUAGAAGUGUUGUUCAACAGCUAACAGGUUCUCCGUUGCGCGAGAGUUUCCCUCAGCAGCCUCCUCCUCAGAAUCUACCAAAGCCUCAGAAUACUCGGUUGCUGAAGAUUAGACCAGCGGCUCUAACACCGAUAACCCGGCCUCGUGUCCUUGCUCCUGUGAUGGCUCAACCGAUCCAUAACUUAGCCGCUAGACCACCACCGCAACCUUAUAUGCAUCAUUUGCCGCACAGUUCACAACCAAUGAUGGGUCAUGGAGAUCAAUGUUGGUUGAAUACAGUUGAAUCUCCUGUCUCGUUGUAUAUGUGUUAUCUUCAGAGCUCAGUAGUUGAUUCAGGACAGAAUGGAAACCAAGUGCAACCAUCUCAUGAGUAUCAACCGCGCCCACCACCAACGCAAUCCCUUAACCAUCAUUCGCCUCGGCUCAAUGGUUCUGCAUCCAGUAUGCCCAUUUUGCCUACUCCUAGAUUCAAAGGUCGCGGGAUAUUACCGUCUCCUACGUCGCAAUAUUUUCAACAAUCUCCAACCGCUUACCGGAGUUUUCCCUCCCCUAGGUCACCUUAUCCAUUGCUAUCGCCGGGAGUUCAAUAUCCUUCACCAGUUACACCAAGAAACUUCGCAAUCUCAUCAAUGGAUCAACCUGGUAUUCUCGGUCCGGGCAAAUUUCCUCAGUCUCGUGCAUCUCCUGGUCUUGUGUUGCCAUCAUCACCAUUCAGGUUUUUCCCAGUCUCUAGUCCAAGAUGGAGAGGUUACUAA